Prorocentrum cordatum is the source of this 305-nucleotide messenger RNA. The record is from the annotation of a GenBank genome assembly. NCBI's taxonomy places the organism in Eukaryota, Dinophyceae, Prorocentrales, Prorocentraceae.
GUCUCAGGCAUGGAGGUCGCCUGCCUAGUGCGCGUCGAGGCGGCGCCGCGCCUGUCUCGGAGGCGGCCGCUGCCGCCCGCGCCUUCGUCGGGCGCGCUCGCGGCCAUUGCGCGGGGCCAAGAUUCGGCGCUGCAGGGCGCCCACGACUCCAGCCCCGACGAGCUGCUCAGGGGGGCCUCGGCCGAUGGGCCCUGGCGACUCGCGCGAGAAUUGCGGCCCAUGGGCAAGACGGCCUACGCCGCCGAGGUCAAGGGGACCUCGAGGUCGGCCAAGGCCCAGACGGCGGCGGAGAACGCGGCCACUAG